This is a messenger RNA of Pygocentrus nattereri (red-bellied piranha), 1350 nucleotides long. RefSeq names its product melan-A (gene mlana). The record is from RefSeq and is a predicted model, not a curated record. The transcript has 5 exons. Gene Ontology annotation, cellular component: melanosome. Bases 200 to 553 code for a protein of 117 amino acids. Lineage: Eukaryota; Metazoa; Chordata; Actinopteri; Characiformes; Serrasalmidae.
UAGAACCCGUGACGGUCAUGAGAAUUCUUUUCCUCGCGAAUCUCAAGCUCACAGCAGCCACGAGGGGUUUAAGGAGGAGGAGGAGAGAGAGAGAGAGACAAAGAGCAAGAGGGAGCGAGAGAGAGAGAGGACUGGACUCACUCCGGCCCAGCCUGAGAGCCACUUCAUCUCUAUAAUCGAAUUAUCCAAUUCGGGAACGAUGCCUCGGGGUGACUUCAACGUUCAUUUUGCAAGCAGAGGCCGUGGCUCCUACAUCAGGGCAGAGGAGGCUGCUGGCAUUGCCUUACUGGCAAUCAUCCUCACAGCUCUGCUCAUCCUGGGCUGCUGGUACUAUCGCCGACGGAGCGGAUACAAAAUUAUUCGGAACGCCCGGGGCAGUAGCCAGUCCUGGAGGGACAUCAUGAGAUCUGGGCAGUACAGCGAAGCAGGAGCUGCAGCCGAAAACAAAAUGGCCCUUACUGAAUUCAGCAACCUCCAACCAGCGGUACCCAAUGCCCCACCGGCCUAUGAGAAGAUUGCUUCUGGACCAUUACCGCCACCUUACUCACCCUGAAGAACUUCACUGGGUUAAAUUAUGGGUCUUCUUUGAUUUUAACGAUCAUUUCAAUAACAAAAAGCUGAAGAAAUGUGGGACUUGAUCCACGACGAAUUUACUGUUGCUUGGCUUAAUAUAUACAUCAGUCUACUGUUGUGCCUUCUGGAAUAUACUCUAAGGUGCUUCAAAGGUACAACAAGACUUUUACGUUAUGCUUGUCAGUCACAUUUUACCGGUUAAGUGUUAUUCUUGUGGAGGAUGUACAGCUUUACCUUAUCUGUUAGAUUCCUAGGGAUCUUCCUAUGAGUCUCUACUGUCAUUCUGUUACAUUCACUUUGUAUAAAUUGAUAAUUACACUUGCAAUAUGUAGUCACUGGCAAUUUAGACUGAAUUGUUAUUAGUAGACUGUGCAUCCUCCCAGUGUACAGUAUAUCAUUGGUGAUUUUUUCACUUUUGGCUCAACAAUUGAAUGCUUAUUGAAUGCUGUUUGUUUUCAGACACUACAAGACAAUGUACAGUCUUCCAAUCCACUUUACAAUAAGUGGUUUGUACAAUUUUUAAAACUGCUAGUACAGUUGCAGUUUGUCAAGUCUGCCGCAUUUGCUGUUUGUUUGGGAUGCAACACCAUUUUACUGCACUACAGUUGCCCUUAUUCAUCAAAGUUGCGUAUGGUCAAAUUUAAGCAAGCAAAGUUCAGCUUUGUUAUUAAUCAGUUUCAUUUUUGGUGCAUCUGUACAAUCACACAAUGUGUCAUUCAGGGUGGUCAAAUCUGCGUUUUUACACAAUUAAAUAAAGGCCAUUGUCUAUGGAGAAGA